AGUACAUACAUACCUGCACUAUGCACACAAGCAGGAACCUUCUGCAUGCACAGAAGGCAUGUACGCGUUACAGAAGUGUUUCAGAGGUUGGGUUGCCGGAAGCUGUGCUCAGGCAUUCGCAGCGCAACUAUGCCACACACAAUCGCAAUGUGCAAAUUCAGAACAGAGAACACCCCGCCUUACAACAGUCUGCAAAUAUCUCUCACACAAUGAAUGGGAAAGCAAAGCAGUUGCUCUGUCCUAAGGUCCGUUCAGUUAGUUUUAUACAGUAUAGGGGUAACCAAACACAGGCUUCCGUGACAACCACACCUGUAUUCGAUAACAGUGCACUGAAGUAUGAACAUAUGCACACGCUCCCCUUCUCAUCUGCUAUGGGUGCUGAGGUCACAGGCGUGGACCUGAGCAUGUUCAGUGAUUCCGAUAUAGAUUCAUCUUGCACUUGGAGUGACUCUCAUAAGCAUGAUGUAUUUCAAGAGAUACGUCAAGCGCUCUUCCGGCACAAGAUGCUCUUCUUCAGGAACCAAGUUAAUCUCACACACGUACACCACCAACACUUUGCUUCAUUGUUUGGGCCUUUCGCGAAGGAUGCCUAUCCAUCGACUAUACACGGAUGUGAGCAUGUCAAACCCGUUAUUAAAGAAGCACACACACAUGUACGCAUGGUGUUUGGCUCGGGCUGGCACACAGACUCGCCCUUUCUGGCUGGACCACCGCAUAUCACCACCUUAAGGAGUGUAUGUGUACCACCCUAUGGAGGGGAUACUAUAUUCGCCAACACUUCUUUGGCGUACAGCACGCUUUCAGAGACUAUGCAGUGUGUAAUAGAGCCACUGAUGGUGCGCAUGUCAUUGAAGGAUGUACUGGCACAAGCUCAGGUGGAUGCCGGCGACGAUGAGACCACCCCUCUAGGCCGACUGGCAGCUACGAAGUACAAGGGUGUGUCUGCGGAUGUGCUGCAAGGGGUGAGGGGGACAUUACACAGGCUGGUGGGUGUGCACCCGGUGACAUGGGAGAAGGCAUUGUUUGUGGAUGGUACGUAUACAGCGGGGAUAGACGGUAUGAGCGACUUGGAGUCCCGGGCCAUAGUAGUGUUCCUGCUGCAACACAUCACACAGCCAGCGUACACGUGCAGGUUAAGAUGGGAGAAGGAUAUGCUGGUGAUCUGGGACAACCGGCUGUGUAUUCACCAGGCCAUGAACGAUUACGAUGGGCAUCGGCGAGAGCUGUACAGAACCACCAACCGCUGCGUGUGAGAGAGAUACUACAACAGAGUCUAUCACGAUUAUCAAGUGAGUUAUAGUUUACAACAAUUAAUCGCACGUACAAAUGGCUUCGCGUCACUGUGACGGGACGGCGUAUCUGCCCCCAUGUAUAUGUAUCGGAGGCUAUUUUUAACUCUCUCUAGUUGGAUUUUUAUACACAUUACAACUAGUGCUGAAAGAUACAUCACUCCAGGAGUAGACACCUAUACUUAUGUCUCGCCAAAGGACAGAAACUUACCCCUCUAUACGACAUACUUAUGUCAACUGUCAC
Messenger RNA from Sphaeroforma arctica JP610, 1533 nucleotides. RefSeq lists its product as hypothetical. The transcript has a single exon. Lineage: Eukaryota; Ichthyosporea; Ichthyophonida. Gene Ontology annotation, molecular function: 2-oxoglutarate-dependent dioxygenase activity. The coding region runs from base 21 to 1253 and encodes 410 amino acids. Gene Ontology annotation, cellular component: cytoplasm. The record is from RefSeq and is a predicted model, not a curated record.